Molecule: messenger RNA, 2863 nt
Organism: Ostrea edulis (European flat oyster)
Lineage: Eukaryota; Metazoa; Mollusca; Bivalvia; Ostreida; Ostreidae
Exons: 2
Coding region: 1588-2682 (364 amino acids)
Biological process (GO): rDNA heterochromatin formation
Cellular component (GO): heterochromatin
Molecular function (GO): DNA binding
Source: RefSeq, a predicted model, not a curated record
CAGUCUCAUAAGAACAGCUUUCCCUUCAAUAUUUGUUUCUGAACUUGCCAUACAUGUAUCUACAUGACAUUUUUAAAAAUCUUCUCAAGAACUACUGAUCCAUUUUCAAUGAAGCUUGGCACAAAUCAUCCUUUUGUAAAGUUUGUUCAAAUGAAGGGUCAUGCUCCUCUUACAAGGUAGAUAAUUCAGCAUAGGCAAAAAUAAGAUUCGGUCAUUUACAAAUUUUGGUCUAAGAAACCACUGGGCUAGAAAAGUUAAAUUUCCAGGACAACUUUCUGAGAUAGUGUAGAUUCAGCUUUGUUCAAAUCAUGGUCAUCAGGGGUAGAGUGGGGGUCACGAUAUGUGGUCAGUAUUUUAUAUGAGUAUAUAGAGGAACACUUGUUUUAACAGUAGACACAUGGAUACUGAUAUUAAUAUGUGUAGGCCCUCCACUACAUUAUGGCUGGCGGGUCUUGGCUCCCCACCCCCUUGGUUCUGAUAAACGCUGCUGCGUGUUGUGGCUAUCCCUAGACUUGACCUUGGUCCCUUGACCCUGGUUCGCCUCCACUUUCCUCCGCAGUUCCGGGCAUCCUCGCUUGAAAUGUCCCAUGACCCCGCACCUGUAGCAGCCUACUGGCUUCCGAUUGCCGCUUGAAGGUGGCGAUGAAGGUCGAGGAGAGGGGGUCUGCCCUCGGAGUUCCUUCUUUAAGUUCUGAAGGCACUGGCGCAUCUCGUUGUGUUCCUUGUCGGAAUCGGGGGCUUCAUCUUGGGUUACCUACCUCACAUUCCUCCUGGGCUUAUAUGACUUUGUCAGCCUCGAAUGCUGAUAGCACUGCAUCCUGUCAACUGCUUCCUCAACCGUCUUGGAUUGGUCGUCCAGGGCAUAGAGUCCUGCAUCCCGUAUGUGUGGGGGGUCACCUAACUGGGGCCGAACAUGAGUUACUCUACCCCUCUUCUCCCCCUAACCCACAGGCCGUGGAGCCAGGAUAAGCGGAGGGUCCCUGUUGUUGAUAGGGUGGUGUGAUCAUGGUAGGGUAGGCAUGGGUGUGCUAGCGUAAACGCCAAGUGUGGGAAGUACCAAGAGCUGGGGAUGGGGUAUUUCCAAUCCAAGGGUCUUGCGCAUGUGAAGGAUGGGCAUGUGUUGGUGGGGACCCUGUAAGCAGAACAUAGCUCUAGCUGGCCUGUGAGGGUGGGGGUAAUACCCAAAAUUCCGAAAAUGAAGCGACUGGGGGAUAUUGUCUGAGAGCGGGACGCUGUGAGCGUAAUCCUAACCUACCCCCCCCCCCUGGUGGGGGGGGGUAAACUCUGACUAAACUGGCCUACAGCCUGAUCAUCGGCCCAUGAGCGAGGGAGUGGGGCCGAAAACCUCCGAGACCCUGGAACAUAGGGAUGCAGGAUGGGGGUUUGAUGUUCCGGGAGAGUCCCUGAACUAAGUCUAUAAUAAUAACCAUCCCCCUAACUGGUGUGAGCCUUGCCAAGACAUUAGGAAUAACUGACCCUUCCCCCAUGGGAGACAAGAAAUCCUCCCCCACCUAUUCCAAUCCCUAGACCCCAACGAGUCAAGUCCAAAACCUUUUUUGGGUGGAUCUAAUCCAAUUAAAUUCUCUGAUGAGUCCGACCUGCGACAUACAAUGGGGACGGCCUUCAGAAAAGGACAGGGCAAGAAUUAUUGGAGCCGGCACAGAGCCAGAGAUGAGAGCUCUAUAUCUAGAACAGAGUGCUUUAGAAUCGAGUCUAACAUCACCCUGCUCUUCCACUCCUCCUCGCUCACCGACCCCACCCAGAUCCCCGACUCCACCUAGAUCGCCAACACCUCCUAGAUCUUCGACCCCACCUCGCCCCCCAAAGAAGCAACCAAACAAGAAGAAACAGACAGAUAAAAAAACAAAGCAAGCAGCUCGUGUUAUAUCCGUGGUGGAGACUACAGGAAAUGCGGAGAAUGACAGCACCGUUGUUUUAGGAGACCCAUGCCUGCCCGUAACCCCUAUCAUAAGGAGAGCAAAUGAGAACCCCCCUUCAGCAUCGUCAACAGCUAGCGACUGUGGAAACUUAGAGGGUAUGCUAAAGUUGGCCCUUCGCCAUUUGAAAACGAUGGUGUCAGUGUCGGACCUUCAACGAGAAUUAAAAAUUGUGAACACGAAGUUGGAUGUCGCCAAUACAAGGAUCGUAAGGCUAGAGGGGACAAUCAAGGACUUGUCCAAUGGGAUUGUCGGGAACACCUGUGCGCCGCCUCCAGUCCAAGCUCCUGCUUUUGACCAAGUCCAUGGAGAGGAUAUCAACAACGGAGUCCCCCAGGAGUUCCAAAUUGACUUGGAAACUUUGAACCAUCUGAAAGCUGCAUCAAACAACCCGGGGCAUUUAGCGUGCCUUCUAGUGAAGAAGUUAUUUCCGGAACUAUUUCUCUCAGGGCGAAAAAGCGAGUAUAAUUGGUUUGGUGGAGGUGUGAAGGGUAAAAAAGAGUUAGAGAACAGACGCAAAAACGCUAUAAAAAAAUAUGUGACCUUUUUCCAUCCGGAAGUAAAGGAACCAAUGGUGUGGCGGGAACGGGUGGUGACCAGAAUUAAUGAGUGCCUCCGCCGUCCUAAAAAAGUCAGGGCUCAACAGAAAGUUGUCAAUGAUGGUGGUGAUGAUGAUGAUGAUGAUGAUGAUGAUGUGCAGCAUAUAAGUGUUCCUCUUACCGCGAUUAUGUACGCUCAAAUUUAGAACUUGCGUGUCAAUGUUGCCAGAAGUACAGACUUAGAUGUUACAUACAUGUACUAUAUUUCUGAAUACUAGAAGUUUUCAUAUAUUAAGAAAUUUUUAACAUUUGCUACAUGACAUACAGUAUGUAAAUGAAAUGAUGAUAAUGUACUAAUCUAAAUAAAAGUUUUCCUUAUCUCGAUAA